Molecule: messenger RNA, 2235 nt
Organism: Zophobas morio
Lineage: Eukaryota; Metazoa; Arthropoda; Insecta; Coleoptera; Tenebrionidae
Exons: 11
Coding region: 145-2091 (648 amino acids)
Biological process (GO): cGMP biosynthetic process; intracellular signal transduction; receptor guanylyl cyclase signaling pathway
Cellular component (GO): plasma membrane
Molecular function (GO): peptide receptor activity; guanylate cyclase activity; adenylate cyclase activity
Source: RefSeq, a predicted model, not a curated record
CGUACAUGCGGACGCGUUCCAAGGCCGCCCUCGAUACGUUCGCGGAUACAAAACUGAAAACAAUCAAAAGAUGCUGCCACUGAAAUAAAAAGCAACAAGUGCGCCGCUAUUUUUAGGAACGAACGAAAUUUUUGAUGCACCGCCAUGUCUAAGCAAAACUCCAACAACGUCUCGCCAGGUGACGACACCUCUCUCAGGUCCUUGAGUUCUGAAGAUGUUUCACAAGCACCUCGGGGUUACUGUUGUGCGAAAUCUGCUAAUCCUGCUGAUGGGAAAGGACGCAAGCUUCACCUGCUUCAAAUGCUGGUGCUCCCCUUCAUCCCGAUAAUGGCCCUCAUAGUCCAGACGGCUGUUAUCCUGAAUAACAUAAUGAUCUACAGGCAGGAAGUCAUGGAUAUUGAAAAUCAGGUGACAAUUGCGGAAGAACUUGGUAAAGUAGUGACCCGUAUGCAGCUAGAGCGUUCCGAAGUAGCGUUCCAUAUCUACACUAAUGGUAGCAACUCACGGUCUAACCUUAGCACACGUUUCGAACUAACGAAUGCAGCUUUACAAAAUAUGAGCAGCUGGCCUCUAGUAUCUUUGCCUACCGAGGAUGGUAAAAUAAUGCUCCUAGAUAAAGACACGUUUCAGAAAAAACUAGUCGAAUUUAGACAGAAAGUCCUCAGUAAAGAAGAAAGUACAAUGGCAGACGUUCUACUGUGGUAUACUUCUGUUAAUGCAGCCAUGUUGGAUCACCUGACCAAUCAGAUCAAAGAAACAGAUAAUAGCGGUGUUUGGAGGUACCUGUUGGCUUUCAAAAACUUACUACGGAGUAUAGAAAGUACGGGUAUAGCGAGUGUGUAUGGUGUCAAUUACUUUGGGAGAGGAGUCCUCAAGAGCGCUAAUUAUACCAGUUAUAUUAAGCAUGAUUCCAUUGCUAAAGAUCUUUUAAACUCGUCUUUGAAUUUCGUACCUAAAAUGAAGGAUGAAUAUAAAAAACUAACCUCAUCUAUGCGUGGUUAUGGUAAAAUAAAACAAAAAAACGACAUAAUAACAAAAAAUGAGAGAAGACUACCAAAUAGUAAUGAUUCAUUGGAUUAUUUUGACUCAAUUGCCCAAUACACAGAUGAGCUAAGAAAACUUCAACGAUACUUACGUUACACAAUAAGAGAUUACGUGAAUGACGCCUUAUAUGAAGCAACGAAUCGAGAAGUGGUGGGAGUAGCCACUCUUGUCGUAGUAUUGGCAGUAUCCCCCAUUAUUAUAUGGUUGGUACACAACGCAGUUGCCACCAUACAGUUAUAUGCAGCCAAUUUAGCAAAAAAAGCAAAAGAACUAAAACGAGAAAAAAAGAAAAGUGACACUUUGCUAUUUCAAAUGUUACCGCCAUGCGUUGCCACUCAGCUAAAACAAACUCGACAAGUCCCCGCCCAAUACUACGCCUGUGUGACAAUAUACUUCAGUGAUAUUGUCGGCUUUACAGAAAUCGCAGCAGAGAGCACACCUUUAGAGGUGGUCACUUUUUUGAACAAAAUUUACAAAUUAUUCGACGCUCGCAUCGAAUGCUAUGACGUAUACAAAGUGGAAACCAUAGGCGACUCGUACAUGGUGGCUUCCGGGUUGCCGGUGACUAACGUUUUGCACCCUUUAGGAAAUAAACACGUUUGUGAAAUUGCAAGUAUGGCUCUAGAUCUUUUAGCUGGUUCCACGCAAUUCAAGAUUCCACAUCGAAAAACCGAGAGGCUUCGGAUACGUUCUGGGGCCCACACCGGCCCUGUAGUCGCUGGGAUUGUGGGCUCCAAAAUGCCUAGAUAUUGCCUAUUUGGGGACACAGUGAACACGGCGUCGAGAAUGGAGUCCACUGGGGAAGCUUCGAAAAUUCAUAUAAGUUUAGACAUGAAGAAAGCUUUGGACGUCAUAGGCGGGUACAGGACUGAACAUAGGGGUCUGGUGGAUGUAAAGGGUAAAGGUCUGAUGGAUACGUAUUGGUUAACGUGUAAAGAAGGGGGUGCUAAUCGCUCAGUUGAGAUGGAUACGCCCAGUUAUUUCCAGGAAGAUGAAGACAUGGAACCUGUUUUUAUGAGGAGAUUGAGAGACGAAAGUUAUUUUUAAGGAGAUAAAUGUAUCUAAUUAUUGAUAUUUUUAAGUGUUUAUAUGUUAAAUCAACAUUCCUUGAUGUUGCUGUGGUUGUUAUUAUUUUAUGAAUUUUUUAAUGUGUGAUUGGAGCGAUAAAUAAGUGUUUAGAAAUAAAUUUAU